UGAUUUUUUUUUCAGUGCUAUGUCUGAUAACAUUAUUCUCUUGGUUCCUGCCUUCUGAUUGUGGUCAGCGACUUACAGUUUGUGUGGUGUCAUUGUUUUUGCACAUGUUCUGCUUGUUACAUGUGGCUUUUGAAAUAUACUUCUAUGGAAAAUCUGUUCCUCAUUUGGUGCUCCUUCUGCGUGACUCCCUUCUAAUAACAUGCAUAUCACUGGUGGGUGCAGUGCUGUCACAAGGUUUGUUCUAUGCAUCGAGACCUGUGCCAAAAUGGCUUAAUGAGCUGAUAACAUCACCAGCAAGCCGUUUAUUAAUGUAUCCAACCAGUUUACCCUCACAACAGAGCACAGACAAAGAUGACAAUGAAGAUAAGACCAAUAGUCUAAAGACACCAGUUCCAAGUGAAUGGAAACUUGCAGCUGUUAUAUUAGACCGUACUGGUGUUUACAUAAUUACUCUUACUUACAUAAUCAUACUUGCAGUUACAAUUCCAAAAUACUGAUCUUGUGUAUGGUUAAUACAUCCACUGUGUGAAAGUAGAAUGAAGAUCAUCACAAAAAUGUAUGAAAUAUGUUUGACGUUGUCAAACUGUAGGUGGCAAAUUAAAAUAAAAUGUUUAUAAUUUUGAAGUUUUCAAAAUUUUUCGUCUCAGUAUGUAACAUAGAUGCAUUUUAUACUCAUUUAUUAACUCAGGUAAUUUUUGGAGCACAAAAGCUACACAUGAUCACCACAUGCCAGUGAUGGAGAUAGAAACGAUUGAGAGAAAACUGAAAUACUUAGCUUUGGUAACAAUAUGUGAUUGUGCUGAAUCCUCUGUAAAAUAAAAUGACACUAAAUGUU
Messenger RNA from Schistocerca gregaria, 835 nucleotides. RefSeq lists its product as uncharacterized. NCBI's taxonomy places the organism in Eukaryota, Metazoa, Arthropoda, Insecta, Orthoptera, Acrididae. The record is from RefSeq and is a predicted model, not a curated record. Bases 105 to 497 code for a protein of 130 amino acids. The transcript is spliced from 3 exons.